Mesorhabditis spiculigera is the source of this 189-nucleotide messenger RNA. The record is from the annotation of a GenBank genome assembly. Lineage: Eukaryota; Metazoa; Nematoda; Chromadorea; Rhabditida; Rhabditidae.
GGAGCCGGCGUGGUGUGCACCCGUGCCCACACCCACCACCUCGUCACCGAGUACGGUAUCGCCAGUCUUUUUGGAAAGUCGGUGAGACAACGCGCCUAUGAGCUGAUCAACAUCGCCCAUCCCGACGACCGGGAAUCGCUAGAGAAAGAAGCCUUCAAACGCAUGAAAGUGAUGCCCUCGAGAGAAAAU